Molecule: messenger RNA, 1116 nt
Organism: Nicotiana tabacum (common tobacco)
Lineage: Eukaryota; Viridiplantae; Streptophyta; Magnoliopsida; Solanales; Solanaceae
Source: RefSeq, a predicted model, not a curated record
AUGGAAAAUGAGAACAAAACACUCCGUGACCAAAUGAAGGAGCAUCAGGAGAGGGUUGACAAAAUACGAGGCGCUUCGAAGCUACUACCAAAAUGCGAUGUGGGUCGAUCCGUCGAACAGCCAUACAGCGAAGGGGCUGCUCCUUAUCCUAUUCCAAAAACCUUCAAGAUGCUGCCAUACUUGAAAAUAUACGAUGGGACCACGGACCUGGAGGAUCACCUAAUCCAUUAUCUUACUGCGAUAAAGGGCAACGAUCUAUCAAGGGAACAGGUACCAUCUGUGCUGCUAAAAAGGUUCGGUGAGACCUUGACAAGGGGAGCAUUGACAUGGUAUUCCCAGCUACCAGCGCGAUCAAUAUCGACGUUCGAAGAGAUGGCAGAUAAAUUUGCCACCACUCAUGCAGGGGCGAAAAAGGCUAAAGCUAGGGUCAAUGAUAUCUUUGCUGUCAGGCAAACGACGGGCGAGGGACUUCGGGAUUUCCUGGCCCAAUUCAAUAGAGUAAGGAUGAGCCUACCGAACGUGUCAGAAGGGAUGGCAGUAGUAGCCUUUCAAAAUAGGUUAAACGGGAACGGAUCAAAGGCAACCAAAAAACUGCUUAGUAGACUCAUGAAGUACCCCCACCACAUGGCAAAAGAUCCACAACGCCUGCGCCGAGUGUACGUACUUGAGAAGCUGGGCACGAAAGUGCAGUGGCCGCAAAAAAUGAAAUCGGACCCAAGCACCAGGAGGUCAAACGUGAAUUCCACGUACCGUAAAAAUUGUGUCCUCUGUGAAUUCCACCAAGAAAGAGGACACAAGACCGAAGAUUGCAUAGGUCUGUGGCAAGAAGUAGUUAGGAUGUUGAACCAAGGAUACCUAAAAGAACUGCUCAGCGAUAAAAGGCGGGCCAACUUCGCUCGAGGGCACGACCCAUCUCAAGGACCUCCAAAGCCACCAUCACCAGCACGUACCGUACAAAUGAUCAUUGGCGGCGGCGAAGACACGGUAAUCAACCAUGUGAAGUUCACCACCAUGCACAAACUCAAACGGACAGUCGCCCACGAAUGGUAUGAUGACCUCGAAGACAGUAUCAUCUUUGAUAAGUCAGAUACCGACGGUUUGUUUCCCUCACUAUGA